UGCGAUGCCUAAAGGAGGGAGAAAGGGAGGCCACAAAGGCCGGGCGAGGCAGUAUACGAGCCCUGAGGAGAUCGACGUGCAGCUGCAGGCUGAGAAGCAGAAGGCCAGGGAAGAAGAGGAGCAAAAAGAAGGUGGAGAUGCGGCUGCAGGUGACCCCAAAAAGGAGAAGAAAUCUCUAGACUCAGAUGAGAGUGAGGAUGAAGAAGAUGACUACCAGCAAAAGCACAAAGGCAUUGAAGGGCUCAUCAACAUCGAGAACCCCAACCGGGUGGCACAGACAACCAAAAAGUUCAUACAACUGGAUCUGGAUGGGCCAAAGGAGCUUUUGAGGAGAGAACGAGAAGAGAUUGAGAAGCAGAAGGCAAAAGAGCGUUACAUGAAAAUGCACUUGACCGGGAAGACAGAGCAAGCCAAGGCUGACCUGGCCCGGCUGGCCAUCAUCCGGAAACAGCGGGAGGAGACUGCCUGGAAGAAGGAAGAGGAAAGGAAAACAAAAGAUGUGCCACAUUGUCAGGAAAACGAAAGCAGUCGCUCUCCCUGAAUAAGUAACCACAACCCAUGGGAGGAGAUGCCGGGGACCUGGGCCGCGCUGCCAGGACCUCUGCUGUGUCUCGCCCGCCCUGUGCCCUGGCGCCGCUGCAACAGCCCCUCAUGGCCAGGAGCCCUCCAUGGCCUGGGGCCUCCUCUUCAUCUUGGCACGGAAA
Molecule: messenger RNA, 704 nt
Organism: Pongo pygmaeus (Bornean orangutan)
Lineage: Eukaryota; Metazoa; Chordata; Mammalia; Primates; Hominidae
Product: 28 kDa heat- and acid-stable phosphoprotein-like
Exons: 1
Coding region: 5-541 (178 amino acids)
Source: RefSeq, a predicted model, not a curated record